UUCUAUAGGCAGAAAGAAAGAUCAGAGCUGACUAAAGGUAGAAAGGAGCCUGAGGGGAGAGAAGAGAUGGGAUGUCUUCUUACAGAUCUUUUUCUCCUGAUGCUGUUGCCAGUGCUCUCAGGAGAGACUAAGUUGAUGGUGCAGCAAGAGGAACAAAUCAAGGUGGACUCGGGUAGCAAAGUGAACAUAGAUUGCCAAGUCAUCUGGACCCACUGGGAGCAAUUCCGAGUAGAGUGGAAGAAGGAUGGCAAAGAAUUGUACCAGUCUCUGCCCAUCAGUCAGAACUCUAGCCGGUUAUAUGGAGUUCCGGAAACAUGUCGGUCCUCAGACGGAACAAUACCAUCACCUUGAGUCUGGAUGAUGUGAAUGUUAAUGACAGCGGGCACUAUGUGUGUCAUAUGACAAUGGAAAUCCCAGAGCUCCAGAUGGCUGAAGGCAAUGGGACACAUCUCAUAGUCUCAGAUUUCUUCACAAGCAGCUGGAUCAAAGGCUUUCCAGAUUUUUUCUUAUGGCUGCUGGUGGCGUGUGUCAUGAUAGGAUUGGGGGCUGUGUUGGGAAGAAUGAUCUGGAGAUGCUUUAGAAGAAGCACAGACUCUGAGAACCACUUUUAUGGCAAUGUUCUCUAUUUCCACAAAGAAACUAAGGGGAUCACGCCAAGCAAGGACAAGCCUCUGCAAUGGUCACCAGAGAAAAAGAGAGGAGAGAGCAUCUACUCUGCUGGUCCCCAACUCCCAUCCCCACCCCCUAGGGCGUAGUCCCCUGGAACCGUCCCCUGCCCACUCCAACCUGCAUCAGGCUAGUUCUUAGCCAAUAAAACCAGCUUGCUCCCUGCCCCCAACCCUCACUUAACCUAGGAUUUCUUUGCUCAGUCCAGUGAGGUGUGGGGGAGAGUCAGCCUUCCUGAGAGUGGGAAAGUGAGGGAGGACUAAGGUUUCCCAGAAGCUGGGAGGUUGCCUCUUUAGCUAAGUCAUAGAGGAUAGGAUCCAAUGCUCAAAGACGAGCCAGAGCUACAUUUUUGGAAAUGGACACACAAGAAGGUUAUACUUGACUCUGCAUAUUUGUAAUAAAGGAUUUAUUUUUUUAUUUGUUUUUAGGGGGGGAGGAGGAGAAAAUGGAGAAAAUAAAUGCUUGUUGAUUGAAAAAUAAAGUGAAAAAACAAAAGAACCAA
Antechinus flavipes (yellow-footed antechinus) is the source of this 1168-nucleotide messenger RNA. RefSeq names its product transmembrane and immunoglobulin domain containing 2 (gene TMIGD2). The transcript is spliced from 5 exons. Bases 315 to 755 code for a protein of 146 amino acids. Lineage: Eukaryota; Metazoa; Chordata; Mammalia; Dasyuromorphia; Dasyuridae. The record is from RefSeq and is a predicted model, not a curated record.